Messenger RNA from Strongylocentrotus purpuratus (purple sea urchin), 8692 nucleotides. RefSeq names its product ubiquitin carboxyl-terminal hydrolase 47 (gene usp47). Gene Ontology annotation, cellular component: nucleus; cytosol. Gene Ontology annotation, biological process: protein deubiquitination. The record is from RefSeq and is a predicted model, not a curated record. The coding region runs from base 136 to 4500 and encodes 1454 amino acids. Gene Ontology annotation, molecular function: cysteine-type endopeptidase activity; protein binding; cysteine-type deubiquitinase activity. The transcript is spliced from 27 exons. NCBI's taxonomy places the organism in Eukaryota, Metazoa, Echinodermata, Echinoidea, Camarodonta, Strongylocentrotidae.
CCACAGUAGGUCACUGAAUCGUCAUAUUUAUUUCUUCACGUUGAGUGUCAUGUUAUGAAGAAAAAGUGCCUGAAUUUCAUCGUUUCAGAAUAAUAUAUGACAACGCAAACUAAAUUGAGAAGAUUUGGUUGAAGAAUGGUACCGAUAGACAACAGCCAGCUGGUUCCAACAAACGAUACUUGCACGGCUGACCUCCCCAAGAUCCUGUGUAUCAUCUAUGAUAUCACCAACCCUCAAUGGCAGACAUGCAAGUUCACCGUCACCCUGCCGACGUCAACGACCACGGUAGAACUGUGCGAGGAGGUGGCGCGCCAGGCUAACUACGAACCGGAUACCUUUGAACUCUACUGGCUGAGGGCCGGAAAAGAUGGCAAUGACAAUCUUUUCUUGAAUGACAAGGGUCAGAAGUCACUCGGUGAGCUAGGCAUGCUGACUGUAGGAAGGAAUCUAUUCAACCUGCAAGACAAGGAUGGGGCACAACCAGUCCCUAUACAGGCUGGGGCAAGCGGCACAACCAAAUCUCCCAGUGAAAUAGAUGCUUUGAACCUAGCAACGGACGACACUAGCCCGAUCAUCACUGCAACAUCUGAUACCAGCUCCCUAUCAUCCGACUACUCCUCCUACGUCCCUUACUCCUCUGCUGUCAUUGGAAGAUCAGAAACAGGUUUUGUUGGUCUAGUCAACCAGGCAAUGACGUGUUAUCUCAACAGCUUGAUGCAAACACUUUACAUGACUCCAGAGUUUAGAAAUGCUGUCUACAAAUGGGAGUAUACUGAUACACAGGAGGAAAGAUCUAAGAGUAUACCCUAUCAUCUUCAACGUCUCUUCAUUCAGCUGCAGACCAGUAAGAAGAGGUCAAUUGAGACGACGGAUGUCACACGGAGCUUUGGAUGGGAUAGCAGUGAAGCUUGGCAGCAGCAUGAUGUACAGGAACUGUGCAGGGUCAUGUUUGAUGCACUGGAGAAGAAAUGGAAGAACACGGAUCAGAGUAAUCUUAUAAACCAACUAUACCAGGGUCAGCUCAAAGAUUAUGUCAAGUGUUUAAAGUGUGGCUAUGAGAGUGCAAGAUCAGAUGCUUUCCUGGACAUCCCAUUGGUGAUCAGACCAUUCGGUGCCAACAAGGUCUACAGCAGUGUUGACGAGGCUUUGCGAGCCUUUGUGGAGCCAGAGACUUUGGAUGAGAGUAACCAGUACUUCUGUGAGAAAUGCAACAUGAAAUGCGACGCUCAUAAGGGCCUCAAGUUCCAACACUUUCCCUACCUCCUCACUCUGCAACUCAAACGAUUCGACUUUGACUACAACACAAUGCAUCGCAUCAAACUCAACGACAAAAUGACGUUCCCCGAGAUUCUCGACCUAAAUGCAUUUGUCGUAUCCGAGGCUGACUCGCAAGGGGAACCGCCUACAAAGACGACCGUGCAAGCAUACGUUGAAGGUGAGACGCAGUCGGACAGCGGAGCAGAGAACGAGGAUGGAAGCCCCAGCAGUCAGAGUCAGGAGAACUCGCUGGAGGAUGCCCUCGACGAGGGGAUCGUGAUGGAGCAGGCCUCGACUACAGCCAUCACCAAUCACAGGAAUGAUCAGGAGAGACAGACGAGGGGGCCCUACACCUACGAGCUCUUCUCCAUCAUGGUGCAUUCUGGGACGGCGUCGGGCGGACAUUACUAUGCAUAUAUUAAGUCCUUCACUGAUGGCCAGUGGUACUGCUUCAAUGACCAGCACGUAUCGCGUAUCACUUAUGAUGACAUCCGCAAGACCUACGGGGGAGAGCCGACCCACUACAGGGGCUACUACUCCAGCUCUUACACUAGCUCCACUAACGCAUACAUGUUGAUGUACAGACAGAUCGACCCACUUCACAAUGCUAGUUUCAUGAACGCAGACAAUUUCCCGAGUCACAUUUCCCACCUCUCCAAGGGUCUCUAUCAGGAGGAGGAAGAAGAGAAGAGACAACGGGAGAUAGAGAGGAACACCUGCAAGAUCAAGCUGUUUGGAGUGCAUCCAGUGACGGGAAAGACGAUUGAAACAAGACUAGAGGUGCACAAGGACAGGACAUUAACAGAGGCCACACAGCAGGGUCAUCAGUUGCUUGGAUACGAUGAAGUCAUACCGUUAGAGCAGUGCCGACUGGUCAAGUAUGACGAGUUCCAUGAGUCGCUUGAGAGGUCGUACGAGGAUGAAGAGGACACGCCCAUGGGUCAAGUCCUUGGAGGGGUCAAGGGGUCAUAUAUGUUUGACCUUCUGAUGGAGACAAGGACGGCGGAGCAACAGUUUCAGAGCUACAAGCCAGGAGGUGUGACAAUCAAACUGUUUGUGGUGGACCUGAGGCAAGGUGAGAUACACAAUCCUAUCACAACCAGAGCUUAUCAUCAAACAACCCUCACAGACUUUAAAGAGCAGAUCGAAGGGUUAACUGGUCUGCCACCCAGCAAGAUGCGUCUUGUUUUAGAGAAAUAUUACAACGAGCUUCGUCUUCUCACUGUACCCGGCAAGAACCUGAAAACAGAAGGGUUCAGUAAAUGCAAUAAGGUGUUUGUUGAAGCAAGUGGACUGGAAGACAUGGAUACUGACUUUCCCCAUUCCCAGCUCUACACACUGCUGGACAGAUAUGCUAACACGAUCCGUCUCCUUGUAUCACUCCCGCCUCUCUCAGGAGAAGAGGAGGACAGUGCCAAAGAGGAAGUGUCAGAGACCAGUUCUUCAAAUGACUCGGUAGCUGAGAAAUUCUCUGACCUCCAAGUCGAGACUGGAGGCCUCUCUCCCAACAAAAUCCCUACACCCAGCCCCACGGGAAGCUCCUCAACACUGAGCGAUGAUCAGCCGCUGGAGAAGAACGGUGUGAAUUUGGUCGGGAGUGAAACAGACAGUGGUGUUGUGUCCCUGAAUGAAGCCAGGCUAACGGACGAGCAAGCAGGAGAGGAUGAGAAUGUAGUUGGAGAUGAACUCCGCGGUGAACCCGAUGGGGGGUGCGACGGUCCUCAAGAGAAACAAAGCAUCGUGGACCCUUUGAAUGCCCAGGAAUUAACUGAUGCGUUAAAUGCAGCACAACCGAUCACGAGUGACGCGACACCGUCCUCGCAUCCGCAGAAGGAUGCAAGUCAUAGAGACAAAGGGGAGAGUGCCACCACUCGUGUGCCAUCGUUAUCUAGUCAGAGACAAAUCGCCAAGAGUCACUUGACGUUGCCGGUGGCGUCGCAAUCGCAGUCUGCAGCGUCGUGCACGGAAUGCGGAAAGCUGCAGGUUCCGGACGCAGGGAUCCUUCGCCCCCGUGCCAUGAGCCCCCUCCCCGGACCCCUCAACCCUCAGAUCAUGGAUGCUAUUCAUAGGCGGAGGGAUGCGGUGGACCAGGCGUGUGACAGAGGCGGAGACGGGGUGGAGCAGAGUGGUCCAAGCGAACCUCCUCUAGGGUAUGUGGAACCCAGUGUAGACUCUGAUCAGGAAGUCAGUGACGCAGCAAGAGCACUGAAGAAGAAGAAGAUUUGGUACUUCAAGCCCUUAGAGCUGUCGGACACGGAGGAAGGCAGAGUGCUGUUGGUAAAUCUUGACAGACGGAUGUCGUUAGGAUUCUUCAAAUCUUGCGUUGAAACCCACGUAGGAACGACAUCGCUCAAUUUCAAGGUGUAUAGAGUCUACGCUAACAAUCAAGAGUUUGAGAGUAUCCGCUUGAACGAGACGCUGCAAUCGUACAGUGAUGACAGUCGGAUAGUCAUCAAACUAGGCAGAGCUCUCAGGAAGGGAGAGUACCGAGUGAAUAUUCACCAACUACUAGUCAACUCAAAUGAGCCUAUCAGAUAUCUGUUUGAUUGGGUGUUUGCCAAAGGUAUGACUGUGUUGCAGUCCAAGAAGGAGCUUCUUCCAGAACUCAAGAAGAAGUGCAGUAUAGACAUCCCUCUAGACAGGUUACGUCUGCGCAAGAAGUCGUGGAAGAACCCGGCCACCAUCUUCCUCAAUGAUCGCAUCUAUGAAGAAGAUAUCCCCAUCUUCACAAACUGGGAAGUCUUUGUGGAGCUCCUAGACAGACCGGAGCUAGUCGCAUCGUCAUCCCAGCUUGCAUUGUACGUCAGGCGAUGGCGCCCUUCGCAGAUGAAGCUUGACCCCUUCGAGGAGGUCAUUCUGGACGAUACCAACGUCUCUGAUCUCAAGACAGCGUUGUCGGAGCUGAGCGAGAUCCCUCUGGAGAACAUUGAGUUUGCCAAGGGGCGGGGCACGUUCCCCUGUGAGAUCUCACUCCUUGAGAUGAACACUGACUUGGAAUGGGAACCCAGGGUCACUGCACUCAAUACCUGGCCUCUCUACAUCACCGAUGAUGGGACGGUUAUCUACUACAGAGAUAAUAGGGAGGAGCUGAAGGAGUUACAAGAAGAUGAGAAGAAGGAGAUACAGAAGAAGGAAAAUGCAAGGUUAUCCAAGACAGGUCAGAAGGUGACCUACUCCCCUCGGAAGGAGAGAGCACUCAAGAUCUACACCGAUAGCCCUCCUCCAUACAGUGCAAUCAACUAACACCCUGGUGUUACACCAUAGGUAACACUGUGUAGCAAGAUAACACCUGGUGUAACACCAUACAUCUGGGUAACACACAUAUCCUGAUAACACCCGAGUCCACACCCUUGUUAACACUAAAUAGCGAGACAACACUGAUUGUUGCACCAUAGGUAAUGUUUAAUGGCAAGAUAACACCCUUUUACACACCAAAAGUAACACCAAAAGGCUAAAUCACACCAGUGCUACACUUUCGGUAAUGGCAAAUAUCCUGUUAAGACCCAGUCCUGUAUUAUCGCUUACACUAAACAAAUGUAGUCUGAUGACACCCAGUGCUAUGCCAUUGUUAACUGUUAGUAGCCUGAUAUCCCUUGGCCUCGUUCUUGACCCAACUGCAAGAGCACAUCUUGUCAAAAGCACAGGCAAGUGUCGUAUAAUAUCAAGUGUCCCAUUCGGGAGGCCAUGGUUGUUGUAGCCUGUUUAAUAUUACCUUAUUCAUGCUUUCACAGUUUGCUUUGCCCAUAUGUGCUGUUAUAGUCAUACUGGUAAUAUGAAUUUUAGAGUUAAAAGCCAUGGUACUUAAAUAUGAGGGAGGUGGUUUGAAUUUAAGGUUUACCUUGAAAUCUGGAAUUCUGGAAACUAAAUUCUCACAGAAUCGAAUAUAACCUUUCACUGAAUGUUGAAGACUUCAAACAUAUGAUAUAAUUGACCCUACCGCCUAUACAAUGUUAGCCAAUAGAGGGCGACCUUUCUGAUCAGCCCACAUGCAGAUAUGAUACUGGGAAAGACGAUGAGACAAGGUUUUUGGUGGUGCCUACAUAGAUCUCAUCAAAUCAUCAAGUUCAUGAAAUCUGAACAAUAGUUUUAGUAAACUGAGGAAUUAAGUGACAGUGCUGUACAUUCUCUAUGGAAGCCGGAAGAAAUCUUGUCUUACCCUAACCUCUGAAUGUAAUGUUGAUUCCCGCCAAAUUCAAUUCCACACCCCAUGCCUCGAUCUCAAAUUACAUAAGUCAAGUCCAAGUGAAAUUUAGAAUCGCCUCUUUCUCUUGAAAUUCAAUUCCAUGCCUUUGAACUCAAGAUGAACUAUAAUGUUUUCUUAGGGUCCAUGUACAGACAUAUAACACUGCACAGGUGUUUCUCCUUCUUUACUUAGCUGCUAACUUGUGGAACACUUCUCCAAUUGCUCUGUUGGUUGCUCUGAUCGAUACUUGUUUAUACACCCUAUUUUUCAUUUUCCAAAAGCAAAGACAGUCCUCUUAAUAAUCUACCCAAUAACGGCAGGUGUGCUUGCCUAUGGAUAUUGUAUCUGUCAUUGAAUAUGGAUUCCUGUCAAAUAUUAUGCACAAUCUUUGAUGUAAUCAAUAUUUUUUAGGAAAAAAAUUACUUGAACUUGCCCUAUUUUUAUAUUAAAGGGAUAUCUCAACCUAAUACUGUAUGUUGUCGAAGCUACAUGUAAUCUUGAAUUCUGAAAAAGAGCUGCAUUUUUAUUUUCAUUUGAGAAUGCAUGGCUUGUCCUCCGUAAGUCAUGAUAUAAAAUAAACUUUAACAAUUAUUCCUGCAUUGUUCAUGGAGUAGAUCGGCUGUUUGGAGGAGCAAAACUGAAACUAAAUAAUGGAAACCUCUGGAACAUUUAUUCACUAAAACCACAUGUUGUUUUGCACAAUACAUAGUUGGGGAAAAUAACUGUUGCUUGAUUCUCCCAUCACUGCAUCCUCGCCUUGCCCAUGAUGCAGUUUACAAAUCUAUACAUGUACAUAUUUCUACAUUAUACCAUUUUAUGUGGCCGGUAGCAUUUAUUUGUCGUCUUUGAAAUUCAGUGUAAGGUUUUUUUCAAUCUGUGGGAUUUUUUUUCUGUCAUUACCGGUACUUCAAAUCAUGAUUACCAUGAAAAGCUCUCUCUUUCUUUUUUUUGUUGUUGUUGCCUUUCUUAUUUUGCUUUUCAAAUUUUUAUUCCAUUAUUGAUUUUAUUCCAUUAUACAGCUGACAAUAUGUGUUGCCAAGAUUUUGUAAAGUUGCUGUAAUUCCCUUGUUUUAUAUUUGAAUCAUGACUUUUGUCCUGUUAUUUUCCUGUUGCCCAAUGUUGACUCAAUGAUUUUUGAAAUUAUUAUUUCAUUCCAUUUUUACAUUCAAAAGCAGCUCUAUCAAGAUACCACUGCUACUGUGCGCAUAUAAUUAUGAACAGAAUGAGAAUUUGGGAGUUGUAUGACAUGGACAUUUUCGACCUGUGUGUAGACCAUAAAUUGAGACAUGGUCACAUUUCUUCUCCGAUCAUUUUUUAAAGUCAGAGAAAGUUUCAGACUGUACACAUAUGAGAUGAGACCUUUUAGUCACAUAAAUUCAUAAGUAGAGGUGUCGUGGUUGAGUGGAUAUGUCACCAGAUACAAGGUCCGCUGUUCAAGUCCCACCCUGGCACUAAUAUCCUUUGGCAAGACAUUAAGCUACAUUUACUAAAUGUAGUUGCCCUUAUCCCAAGAAGCUAUGAUAAUUCUAGACGUUUCCUAAACUAAGGCUUGCUCUACAGCGAACCCCAAUCUAACCAACCAAGGAAAGUUUCAUUUUCUCCUCAUUUUGACUUCUUUGGGUUUAUUUUAUAAUUUGCAUGUUGUAUUAUUUUUUUAUGUUUUUUAAAUGUAGAAGGUAAUAGAGUCUUAUCAAAUGGGAAAAUUGUGAAUGUUAAUAUGAUCAGUUGGUGCAAUUUCAUUUUACAAGAAGAUAUGUGUGAAUGAAUAGACUUCGGUAUAUUACUCAUAAUCAAGGUUAAUGUAUAUUGCUAUGUAUUACUCUUUGAAGGCACUAUUUAACACCUCAUCUUCUCCUGCAGUGAUAUAGUCCACACGUCUUUCUGAAAUGGUAGCAAAAGCAUUUGAAAGUUGCAGGCAAAGUAAGUUUUCCUGGUAUCAUCAUUUCAAUUGUAUUUCAAGAGUGAAGUUUACCUAUUUAUGUUUUCUGAAAUUUGUACUUAUGCCAGACAUAAAAAGAAAUUCUGUUAUAAUACCUUACCUGAUUAUAUACAAAUUACAAUUUUCUGAUAAGUACAUGUGUGAUUCUUAUGUUACCCUUAUAUAAUUAUUUGGAUAAGUUUGCGCAAUUUAUUGGAAAUGUUGAGUAGUACCUUUAAGCGUUACGUCUUGUGUGAUAAAUCGUUAAUGAAAGAUAAUUUUUAAUUUGCUAGAUCAUGCGAAGAUCGUGAGCAUUUUUUCCUGCCUGCAUUUUUAUUUUUACAUAAAAAGUAUCAUUUUGAAAAUCAAUUGCAUUUAAAUCAUUAGUCUUUCUUGUUUUAAUGUUUGUAAUGAUUUGGGAUCUUUAUACAUUUUUCACAGAUAAGAAACAAAGGGACACGAGUGUCCCCUUUUACGACAAAUGUCAAUCCAAUUAAUCAUUUUAGUAUUACUAUCAAUCAUAUGUUGUUACUGCUAAAAGUAGUAAUUGUAAUCUACAUUUGUAAUGUACAUUUAGCUUAAACAUGUAGAUUGCAAUUUUAAGGACUUCAAUGAAAAGGAUUUUUCAAAGGUACUUGGGAGAGAUAGUAUAUAUUGAAUAUAAUCAAGAUUUUAUUCUUUCAAUAAAAGAAAGAUGCCUGUACAUGUAUCUUCACUUCAUUCUGAAAUCCUGUGAAGUCAAUGCCUCUUGAAUGACCUUAAAGUCACUUUUGACCAUUUUCGUGUUGAAAUGUUUGUGGUAAAAAUAAACUCAUGAGGCCAUCUUAAAAUGCAGUAAGAAUUAUGUAUGGUUAUCUAAAAGCAUAUUGAUAGUCGUCGUAGUAAAUUUAAAAAACUUGCCCUAUUGUUUUCCACAUAUCUAUUGUAUCUGGUGAAACACAUAGACAACAAUUUUUAAUUUUUUUGGAGAAAUAUUUCACUUGUUGUUUUUAUUACCAUUACCUGGUCAUCAGUGUUAAAAAUACUUUUCUGUUCAUGGGAGAUCUUUUAGGAAGUGCGAUUUUCUCACAGUGAUGUUUAAGUAUUUUGAUGUUUUUCACCAGAGCUGGUUUUUUCCAUUUAACUGAGCACUUUUGAAGCUUACGAGAGCUAAAUCGAUCACCGCUCCGUGAUUUAAUUUUCCUUCUGGUCAUUUGAUGUCCAUAGGCCUAAAAUAGUUGAUAAGUGCAUGCGUCUUUAAUAAAACUUUAAUCUUUGAAUGUACACAUGAUUUGUUCUCUCCAUGCAAAUCAUUGUUUUAUAGCUCUUUGAACUGAAAACUCUUAAACCGUGAC